AUGGCCACUUACGCCGGUGCUAUCUUGUGGUCUCAAUUCCGAACCCAUCUUUUCUCUAUCCAGGUCACACGAACUCGGGCACGUUUGAUUCGUUGGGACAGAGAGGGAGCCGUCGUCACUUCCUCAUUCACUUUCGCAGAAGAGCCGUACCUGGUUGAGUUUGUGAAACGGUAUGGUGAUGCUGUACCGGAGGACCGUGGCCAUGGCCGGUGCGUGGAGGAAGUGGAGGAUGCUGCUGUUGUGAACAAGGUCCGCGAAGCACUUCAAGGCCAUCUCAACUUAACGGGCAGGGUGUACCAGUUCACCUUCCCCAACGAGCGGGAUCGCAACUCGCCAGCUAUCUAUUAUGGAAUUGCGGUCCCCUCAAAGGGUACUGCAUGUCCUACCGGUAGAUCUACUCGAGGAUUUAUCGUCGUCGAUGUCAAGGCUAUCUAA
Marasmius oreades (fairy-ring Marasmius) is the source of this 435-nucleotide messenger RNA. RefSeq lists its product as uncharacterized. The record is from RefSeq and is a predicted model, not a curated record. Lineage: Eukaryota; Fungi; Basidiomycota; Agaricomycetes; Agaricales; Marasmiaceae. The coding region runs from base 1 to 435 and encodes 144 amino acids. The transcript has a single exon.